AUGAUAGAUACUUUUACUGAGUACCGUAAAUUAUACCCAAUAAAAAGCGCAACGAGUGAGACCGCGAUCAGAAAGCUGGAUGAGUUUUCUGAAAAGGUCGGAGCAACGAAGAAAGUGCUUUCUGACAGAGGCACACAAUUCACCAGCAAGAAGUGGCGGAAAGCUCUACAAGAGAGAAACUUGUGGAUGAUUCUAACUUCGAUCCGUCAUCCUCAGGCUAAUAUGGUAGAGAGAUCUGACCACCACAACGGAUGGUUCUAUCAAAUAGAGAAUAUAGAAACUCUACUAAAUGAAUCUUACAAUGAUACCACGGAAGUUAACCCCCACGAAGCACUAUGGGGAAGAAAGCCUAAACGAUGGUGA
Belonocnema kinseyi is the source of this 363-nucleotide messenger RNA. RefSeq lists its product as uncharacterized. The record is from RefSeq and is a predicted model, not a curated record. Gene Ontology annotation, biological process: DNA integration. Gene Ontology annotation, molecular function: nucleic acid binding. The coding region runs from base 1 to 363 and encodes 120 amino acids. NCBI's taxonomy places the organism in Eukaryota, Metazoa, Arthropoda, Insecta, Hymenoptera, Cynipidae. The transcript is spliced from 2 exons.